Molecule: messenger RNA, 6883 nt
Organism: Crotalus tigris (Tiger rattlesnake)
Lineage: Eukaryota; Metazoa; Chordata; Lepidosauria; Squamata; Viperidae
Gene: RNF157
Product: ring finger protein 157
Exons: 19
Coding region: 614-2695 (693 amino acids)
Biological process (GO): protein ubiquitination
Cellular component (GO): cytoplasm
Molecular function (GO): ubiquitin protein ligase activity
Source: RefSeq, a predicted model, not a curated record
ACCACCGCCGCCGGGCUGGCAGCUGAGCAGGCAGCCUCCUUUCGUGGCUGCCCCCAUUGGCUGGAGGACGGAGCCGCCACCGCCAACGUCAAGGCGGCGCCCAGCUCCUCGCAAAGCUACUGCAGUGAGCGGAGAUGCCGCCACCGCUGCUGCUGCUCCUGGGGUUGCCUCUUGCACUUGUAGCAGCGACGCCCGCCGCUCGAUCAGAGCUAGUUGCUGCUGCGCGGGGAAGCCCGCGCGCGCCUUUUCUCCCCCCGGCUUGGCGGCUGCAGUGCUCCGCAAAGGACCGCCACUAGCGCGGCUCUCCUCAACCUGGUGGUGUUCCUGGCAAAAGUGGUGGAUGGGGAGAGGGGCGAAAUGGCUGCCUCCCUCCCCGGCCGGGGAGCAGUAGGCACCGCCACCCUUCUGGGGACAGCAGCGGAAGGAAAGUCAAUGCGGCAGCCUCCUCAGUGAGGGAGCAGCGCCGUGGCGGGAGGAGCGAACGACUGACCCGCGUGUCCCACUGCCGACUCCAGCUCGGCGGGCGAAGGUGCCAGCUGGGAAGCCGCCGGCCCCCCCCCCUCCUCCUUCCCCCUCCCCAACCCCGGAUGCCCGUUGCCACUACGCCUGAAGCAUGGGAGCGCUCACCAGCCGGCAGAAUGCCGGAGUGGAAGAGGUGGAUGUCCCAUCCAAUUCCCUCUACAGAUAUCCCCCGAAAUCCGGUAGCUACUUUGCCAGUCACUUCAUCAUGGGAGGUGAGAAGUUUGACUCUACACAUCCUGAAGGCUACCUCUUUGGGGAGAACAGUGACCUCAACUUUCUUGGGAACAGACCUGUACCAUUUCCAUAUGCAGCACCUCCUCCCCAGGAGCCAGUGAAAACUUUGAGGAGCCUGAUCAACAUCCGCAAAGACACACUGCGUUUAGUCAAAUGCACAGAGGAAGUGAAGAGUCCAGGUGAAGAAGUCAGCAAAGCGAAAGUCCAGUACAACGUGGAGUUCACAUUUGAUACAGAUGCACGGGUGGCCAUAACCAUUUAUUAUCAAGCCACUGAAGAAUUUCAGAAUGGAGUGGUGAGUUAUAUCCCCAAGGAGAGCAGUUUACACUCUGAGACUGUCCAUUAUAAGCGAGGUGUAAGCCAGCAAUUCUGUUUGCCUUCUCAUUGUAUUGAUCCUUCAGAAUGGACUGAAGAAGAGCUGAGCUUUGAUCUGGACCGUGAAAUUUAUCCCAUGGUGGUUCUUGCAGUGGUAGAUGAAGGAGAUGAGCACAUGGGUCACUGCCAUGUAUUGCUGGCAACUUUUGAGAAGCAUACGGAUGGCGGCUUUUGUGUGAAACCUCUCAAACAAAAGCAAGUGGUGGAUGGAGUGAGCUAUCUCCUUCAGGAAAUUUAUGGGAUAGAAAACAAAUAUAACAUACAGGAUUCAAAGGUGGCAGAGGAUGAGGUGAGCGACAAUAGUGCAGAGUGCGUAGUCUGCCUCUCCGAUGUCCGAGACACCUUGAUCUUACCUUGCCGCCAUCUCUGUCUCUGCAACACUUGUGCUGACACUUUGCGCUAUCAAGCUAACAAUUGUCCCAUCUGCAGAUUGCCAUUUCGGGCCUUGCUACAGAUCAGAGCCAUGAGGAAAAAAAUGGGACCUCUCUCCCCCACCAACUUCAACCCUAUCAUUGCAUCCCAGACAUCAGAUUCGGAGGAACACUCAUCUUCAGAAAACAUCCCCCCUGGCUAUGAGGUGGUCUCUUUGCUGGAAGCCCUUAACGGGCCUCUCACUCCAUCCCCAGCAGCCCUUCCAGUUCGUGUGCUUAGGGACAGCCAUGUGUCAGGCAUGCUACCCACAUAUGGCAGCGACAGCCACUUGCCUCCCAUCCAGACGCUGCCUUCCCUUGAACGCUUAUCAGAUUGUGGCAAUCAAGGACAUAAAUUAAAGAGCCUUUCCAAGUCAAUCUCACACAAUUCCUCGGUAUUGCAUGAAGAAGAAGAUAAGGCUUGUAGUGAAUCUGAAGUCAGGAUUUCCCGAAGGAAGUCUCCCUGUCCUCAUGGAGAGGAUUGUGGUGUGACACCUGAGAGUGAAAAUCUCACUUUGUCCUCCUCAGGAGCAAUAGAUCCAUCUUCAUGCACAGGAACACCUCUUUCUUCUACCAUUUCUUCUCCAGAAGAUCCUGUUAGUAGCAGUCUGGCUCAGUCAGUCAUGUCUAUGGCCUCCUCCCAAAGCCAGCACUCCGAAAUCAGCACAGAUACCAUGUCUUCCAUGUCAGGUUCCUACGUAGCCCCCGGCACUGAAGAAGAGGGAGACAUGGCUGCAUCCCCUGCUGUUAUCAGUGAGGUACCUUCAGAAGGAGAUUCAACCCCUGUUGAGUCUCCCGAUGAAAAUUUUGUCAGUAUCUCAGCAGAGGAGCGAGAUGCAGAGGGGAAUGAUGUCAUGGAAGAAGAGGAUGCCUCUCCGACACAGGAAGAUGGCCAAAGGACAGGCGCAUACCUAGGUAUGGAGUGUGACAAUAACAAUGACAUUGGCAACGCAAGCGUGAAAGUUCUGGACAAUAAGGUGUGCUCUGAGGCCCGCUUACCUGAUCUUCCAAUAUCAGCUGACAAAUCUCCGAACCACAGCCAAAUGCUGAGACGCCCCUUCUCUGAUAAUGCUGAUCGGGAUUUUGCUGAAGAUACGCAGUAUAUGUUGGGACCUCUGUGUCCUCGAUAUCACAUUGUUUCAAAGGGAGAAUAAUGAUACUAAACACAUCUUCACAAUGAUAUAAAGAAGAGCAGCAAAGCUGUGGGUAUAAACUUCAUCAAGUACUGCAGAUCAUAUGAUACCUAUUUUAAAUAGCUACAUAAUACUAAGCAUACAAAAUCACUAAUUCAAUGGUUUGUGGUGAUGGUUUGUGUUAAAAUGAACUUGCAGUGAGGAUGGAUGAAUGAACUUGAGAUGAAUGAGUUUGAGAUGGAUUUGAUGAUUGGUGCCUCCAUAAAUUCUCUCUCCCUCUCCUAUUUCUAUCUUGCCAACUCAACCGGCUUUGUAAUCAUUGUUUUCUUUUAUGUUUUUAACCUAACACUUGUUCGGUGAUUGUCAUGACACUGGGUUCCUUAUGCUAGCUAUGAAUUAAUGCCAGGUUAUCUGUUAAGUUCUUAGCAUGUACAUACUAAAUGUGUGAUUGUGAAAAUGUAAUGUAUGCAGAAACAAAUUCACACUUCCAAACCUAUGCAUUGGCAGAGCACCGUGUCUUCUCCACCAGGAAUGAUAAAAUGCAUUUGAUAUUACCUAAUGCCUACUGACGUGAGAAGAAACAUAAUGAUCUGCCUUUUUAUCUAUUCCAGUUUCAUCCUGUAGCCUUUUAAUUAUCUUUCAAACAUGCUCAGUUAGCUGUUCUGAGCCACAUCUGAGGGGCUAAUGCCAAAGAUCUAAUAUCAGUUAUAGAUUAUUCAAGAUCUGGGCUGAAUUGUGGACUGUAACACACAGACAUAAUGCUGUUUCAGGGGAAUUAACAUGCCCGUACAAACAAUACUUUGGCAAAGAAAUAAGUGGUGUCUAGCAGCUCUCUCCAAGUGGAUAAAUAGGUAGUGUAGCUAGCUCUAAUUGAAACUUUCCAAUAGGGAGAUUUCUCUGUAUGAAAAUUCAUACAGAUGUCCCUCUCUUUGAGGAAAAAAAAAGAACUUUAUGUGAAAAUGUGGCUGGGGAAAAUAAAAAGAACUGGCAUAAAAUAGCAAUUUAUUGAGAGAUAUAUUAAAUGCAUUAUUUAUAUGGUGAUGCCACUUGAAUUUCAUGCAUGUUGUUAAAGUCUGUUUAUAUGGGUAAAAACCCUUUAAAGGUGUCUCAUUAUGCAUUUGUUAAUUAACAUGUUAACAUAUUUCCCUUGGUGACGAAUAUAUGAAAAUCAUACCAAAGCAGCAAUGUGAUUUCUUUUACACUGAAAAAAAAUUAUUUGCUUGUUUAUGUAACGAUCAUGCUGCAAUUCUCUUUCCUCUCUCCCCCACAUAUUACUAGCAAUCUGGUGAAUCUCCAGUACAGUUUUUGAAUAUAUGCAUUAAAACUAAUGGACGUUUUACAGUUUUUGAGAUAGGAUCUCUACUGGACUACUGAAACUAUGGACAUAAAUGGCAUUCAAGCAAUUUUUGAAGACAUGGCAGGAGCAAAACUACUAACUGUAGAUGUUUAGGGUUUUUUUUUCUAUUUAAAGCUGCUUUACCUGUCUUUGGGUGCCUACCUAUAGGAGAUUAACCAUAAAAUAACCAUAAAGUCCUACAGCUGGACAAUCUAGUUCCAUUAAUAAUUUAGUGAGAAGGAUUCAUUUAUAAUUUCCAUAGGAAUAAUAGUGGUGGACUGCUUCGUUUUACACUGAAUCCUUGCUUCCAGGUCUUUGUUAAUAAGCUAUAGUAACUGACAAUUCUUCAUAGGGACAUAGAGUUAUUUUCCAAGAGAGACUUUCUGGAUGAUGACCUUGCAUAGCCUCCAAGGGAAGGAGACAAAGUGUACAUCGUCACAUUCUGCAUCAUUCCUUAUCCUCUUUUCAAGGUUAAAAAUGCAAAUCUGCUCAGGUACUAUUAUAUCUUACUUUGCGUAGUCACAUAAGAGCCAAUGGGUGUAUUGCUACAUAGACAGCAUUUCCACUGCAUCCUUGGAUGACUUAAUGAAAAAUACCUAGCUGAGUUUAAAUACGCAUUAACUAAACAAUAAAAAGAAAAAAAAGGAAAAAAAGGAAACAAAGCAAAACUACUCAGCUCUUAUUUUGACUAAAUCUUCUCCAACAAGGAGAUGUUACAAAAGCAACUGUGAAGAACAGAAUAAAGUGACAGGAUUGAGGUUUGAGAGCAAAAGAAACAUUUUUAUUUUUGAAUAAGAAAAUUAAUCCAGUAUCAGUUGAAUUUUAUCCUUGGAUACCAAAGGAACUGGUGGAUGAUGCUGCAUAAUCUUUGAAAAAUCUUGGAGAUCAGGUAAUGUGCAAUGCAGAGGAAAAUAAAUGUUGGCCUCUUCAAAAAGGAGAAGAAGAAGGAUCCAGAGAACUAGAGGUCAAUCUAGUAUCUGAGAAGAUUCUACAACAGAUUGUAAAAUGAUUGAUCCAGUAAUUACCUUGUUUUCAAAAGCCAGCUUGGAUUUGUCAAGAAGUCUAACGUAGCAACCUUGCUACAACAUGAAAUGCCAUAGAUGUAAUUCAGUAUUCUUUAUUUCAAUAAAGAAUUUGAAAAAAGUACCCCAUGAUAUUUUGAUUAGCCAACUGCUUAGUUGUGGAUUUAAUUGUAUAAUAAUUAAGCAGUUGAUUUUAAAAUCAUAUUUAAGAGUAUCCAGCAAUAAUUCCAUAUCAAAUCAAAUGAAUUUUUAUAAAUGAUUGGAAUGAGAAGUGAAAAUUAGAUUAGAAUUCUUUUUUUGCCAAAUGUGAUUGGACAUACAAUGCUUCUCAGGUUUACUGAUAGCAUCUUCAAAGAUAGAAAUAAGGCUUAGAACAAUCUUGACAGAAAUGAAUAAAAAAUAAUAGAUAUAAUAUAAUAAGAAAAAUAAUGGAUCACAAAAUAAUAGAAUGAAAUUUAAUAUAUAAGUGCGCUGUCACAAAUUUUAUUCAGCAGGUGAUGUUGCUGCAAAAAAAGGCAACAUAAAUUUUAGAUUUUAUGUAAGUAUAAGUAUCAAAUUAUUAAAUUGCAGGAAGUAAUUGUUCCAUUUUAUUAUAGUCCGAUCUUAUCUAGACUAUCAAUUCCAGUUCUUGAUACUGAACAUUAAAAAUGAUUAAAAUAAAAUGCAAUAAGUUCAAAGAAAGCAAUGAGAAUGACCAGGAAGCUGGAAAUGAAGACCCGUGAAAAGAGGAAUAGAGAAUGAUUGACCGAGGACAGAUAACUAGGAAGAAAAGAGCAUCCUCAAAGGCCUGAAAGGGUGUCCCAGAAGAAGAUCAAUUUCCGUUCUUUAUCCUUUUAGAAUACAGGACAUGUAAUAAUGAACUUAAAAAGAGUUCAGUUGAACGUUAGGAAAAGCUUGGAAGAAGUGGGUUCCCCUUUACUGCAUGUGCAAAGUGGAUGCCAGACAGCCGUCUGUCAAGAAUUCCUGCACUGAGCAGGAGAUUGGAUUUGAUGGACUAAAUGGCCCCUCCUAGUUCUUUGAUUUUAUGAACAAUAUUGAUAGUAUUUUGAAAGUCCAACAACAACAGCAACAAACUAACAUAAAACCUUGGAUAAUUAUUUUCAGCUUGAAUGAGCUUCAGGGGCAUUCAGAAUAGUGUCCCUUGAAGUGACUAAGUGGAUCUGGAGUCUUCACAUGGUUUGGUACAGCUGGUGAACACCCAUAAAACUAUUCUGUCCUAUGAGCAUGACUUUGUCCAACUGUUCGCAUUCUUCAUUUAGAAAUCUAGGCAAAAGUACAUUUUCUCAAGCUUACCUCACCUUUUAUGUAGUAUGCCUGUAAAAUAUCCAUAUACUGAAACAAUGCCUGCGAUUAGGACAAAUAUUGACAAAGAUCAUGGGGUUGGCUUAGGCAAUAUGUAUAUACUUCAUUCUGUUCUCACCAAUACUCUUGAAAUGUGUGGUCCUAAUGUUCAGGCAUCUCUCUAAAGACCGUAAUAAUGGUAAUCAAAUGGCGGGGAAAGAAAUGGCCCAGCAAGGCCAUUUUAAAAUGUAGCUUUCUCUUGUAGCCUUUUUCUCUCAGGGACGAAGGCCAUAUUUCAUGCACCCCUCCUAGCCAGUUUUUGUUUUUGUGAAAACAGAAAUUGUCACAUGCAGAAAUUGAGCCCAUCUGAAAUAGGUUGAUGAGCAAAGAGUGGAAGCAGAUAAGCAAGUGGAACCUCACUCAGGACUGCAGUUAUAUUUGACUCUGGGCAAUGAAGAAUGAAGCCCUCUGGAUACACUUAUGUGCACCUCAAUGACAAUGAUGCAAUAUGUAUUUAGGAUUGCAUGACUCUUUUAAAGAGUGAAUAAAACUGUUUACAAUGGAAAGAAA